AUGCUGACACUACACAUGUAUCAUAAUUCAGAUACAACCAAGAGCAAGAAGUUUCUCACCGUCAUCGCAGCGGUGAUAGCGGGGUUCGCAUUGCUUCUGCUGUCACUUAGCUUCCUGAUCUGGAGAAAGUUCCAGCGCCGCAGGAUGGGAGUCGCCGUGUUUGAUGACAUCAUGAGGGGCGAGUGUCCAACGUACCUCCUCGAAACCAUUAGGGCCUCCACCGACGGGUUCCGCCCUGAGAACGAGAUCGGGCGCGGUGGCUUCGGCAUUGUGUACAAGGGUCAAAUGCCAGACGGCCAAGAGGUUGCAGUGAAGAGGCUCUCAGCGGAGAACAGAGUGCAAGGCCUGAAAGAGUUCAAGAACGAGGUGGACCUGAUCGCCAAGCUGCAGCACCGCAACCUGGUACGCCUGCUCGGCUGCUGCAUCCACUGCUCGGACAGGAUACUUGUCUACGAGUACAUGAGCAACAAGAGCUUGGACACCUUUAUUUUUGAUCCAAGGAGGCGCGCCACUUUGAGCUGGAAGGCCAGGAUGGACAUCAUCCUCGGAGUUGCCAGAGGGCUUGUCUACCUUCAUCAGGACUCAAGGCACACAAUGAUCCACCGAGAUCUCAAGGCGGCCAACGUUCUCCUUAAUGAGGAGAUGGUCGCCAAGAUAUCGGAUUUUGGAAUUGCGAAGCUGUUCAGCAGCAGCGGAGACAACAGUCAGGACUCCACCAUCACAGAAAGGAUUGUUGGGACAUAUGGUUACAUGUCACCGGAGUAUGCCAUGGACGGCAUGGUAUCAUUCAUGCAGGAUGUGUACAGCUUCGGUGUGCUGUUGCUGGAGAUCGUCAGUGGCAGGAGGAACCAACGAAGUUUCAACCUCAUAGCUCAUGCAUGGAAUCUGUAUGAAGAAAACAGGAGCCUCGAGCUCCUUGACCCAGCUGUGCGUGGCGGCUGUUCCCCAGCAGAGCUAGAGCAUGUUAAGACGUGGAUCCAGGUAGGGCUACUGUGCGUUCAGGAGAGCCCAAGCCAACGGCCGCAAAUGGCUGCAGUAAUCCCCAUGUUGUCGCACCAACAGGCGCCAGGGCGGCCACUUCGGCCGGUUGUCUGCAUGCCGGCGAGAACUCCGGUGGACCUUCUCAACAUGGAGGAGAACACAUCUAGCAAUGAGUUGACCAUCACGAACCUCGAAGGCCGGUAGCAACUAGCAAGAAUGCAUGGAUGGAAGGAUGCCGGGCAAGCUGGAACCUAAGAUUGAAGACCUUACUGACGACUUUUUGUAUGUAAUUGGGUAGGACGGGUGCAUUCAAGCCAUCUCAUGCUUCUGCAAAAGUGUGACCUCUUAAUUAACACACCUCUGUAAAAAAACACCUAUGUAAUUCAUGGAGACUGAGAACAAAUUCAAGAUUUGAAAAAAAUUCAAAUGAACUGCA
Triticum aestivum (bread wheat) is the source of this 1417-nucleotide messenger RNA. RefSeq names its product G-type lectin S-receptor-like serine/threonine-protein kinase B120. Gene Ontology annotation, molecular function: protein serine/threonine kinase activity; ATP binding. Bases 1 to 1185 code for a protein of 394 amino acids. Lineage: Eukaryota; Viridiplantae; Streptophyta; Magnoliopsida; Poales; Poaceae. Gene Ontology annotation, cellular component: plasma membrane. Gene Ontology annotation, biological process: protein phosphorylation. The record is from RefSeq and is a predicted model, not a curated record. The transcript has 6 exons.